Messenger RNA from Phragmites australis (common reed), 1589 nucleotides. RefSeq names its product cocosin 1-like. Gene Ontology annotation, molecular function: nutrient reservoir activity. Lineage: Eukaryota; Viridiplantae; Streptophyta; Magnoliopsida; Poales; Poaceae. The record is from RefSeq and is a predicted model, not a curated record. Bases 1 to 1548 code for a protein of 515 amino acids. The transcript is spliced from 3 exons.
AUGCGGGCCCUCAAGAUGCCACUGCUCCCGCUCUCCCUCUGCCUCUGUCUCCUUCUCCUGCGCGCCGCGUCCGGCUCCAGCGAGCAGAGCAGGUGCGGCCGCCUCGACCGCCCGCUCCGCGCGCUCGAGCCGAACCGCCGGGUGGAUUCCGAGGCCGGCAGCACCGAGCUCUAUGACGAGCGCGAUGGCCAGCUCUCCUGCGCGGGCGUCUCCGCUGCGCGCAUCCGCAUCCAGCGCAACGGCCUCCUCCUGCCCUCCUACUCCAACUCCCCGCGCCUCGUGUACAUCAUCCAGGGACGCGGCAACGUCGGCAUCGUCAUCCCGGGGUGCCCCGAGACGUACCAGCAGACCAUGCAGGAGCAGGAGCCGGAGCAGGAAGGAGAUGACGAGCGACAGCGACGCAGUGAGCGCGGCCGGCGCAGUGAGGAGAGCGAGGGGGAGGAGGAGUCGGAGGGCGAGGAGGGGAGCCGCCGUGGCUUCGAGAAGUACUCCAUCCGCGACGAGCACCAGAGGAUCACCACCGUCCGCCAGGGCGACGUCGUGGCCAUCCCCGCUGGCUCGCCGUUCUGGGUCCACAACGACGGCGACGCCACGCUCGUCGCCAUCGCCGUCUACGACGUCAGCAACAACGCCAACCAGCUCGACCCAACCUUCAGGCGUUUCCGGCUAGCCGGCGGGCAGACGAGCAGCGAGGGGCGGCGGCAGCAGCGGUACGGUGAGGGCGAGUCAUCGGAGUCGGAGUCAGAGCAGGAGCGCGGCAACGAGUCGUACAACAUCUUGAGCGGCUUCGACACCGAGCUGCUCGCCGAGUCCAUCAGUGUGAGCCGCGAGACCGCGCAGAAGCUGCAGGGCCGCGACGACAAGCGCGGCAACAUCGUGCGGGUCCGCCGCGGCGGCCUGCGCCUGCUGCGCCCGACGACGGAGGAGACGAAGGGCAUGGACUCUGGGAACGGGCUCGACGAGGCGCUGUGCUCGAUGAAGCUCCGCGAGAACAUCGCCGACCCGAUGAAGGCCGACCUCUACACUCCCAACGGCGGCCGCAUCACCUUACUCAACAGCCAGAAGCUCCCCGUCCUCAAGCUCAUCAAGAUGAGCGCCAACCGCGGCGUCAUGCGCCGGGACGCGAUAUUGGCGCCGCACUGGAACAUCAACGCACACGCGCUGGUGUACGCGACGAGCGGUCGCGCGCGGCUGCAGAUCGUGAGCAACGAGGGGCGGCGCGUGUUCGACGGCGAGCUCCGGCGCGGGCAGCUGGUGGUGGUUCCGCAGAGCUUCGCGGUGCUGGCGCGCGCGGGGGCCGAGGGGUUCGCGUGGGUGUCGUUCCAGACGAGCGAGAACGCCAUGAACGCGGCCAUCGUGGGGAAGACGUCGGCGCUGCGCGGGAUGCCGGCGGACGUGCUGGCGAACGCGUUCGGCGUGUCGAGGGAGGAGGCGCGCAGGAUCAAGUUCGGCAGGGGCCAGGAGAUGACCAUCUUCUCGCCCAUGUCCGGCGGUGGCCGCUCCACCAGGCCCCACGGCUUCGGCGACAUCCUCGCCGCCGCGGCAUGAGGCGCGCGCUCGCACGUGUGUGCUGCCUAGCUACGUACGUA